Molecule: messenger RNA, 706 nt
Organism: Coniophora puteana RWD-64-598 SS2
Lineage: Eukaryota; Fungi; Basidiomycota; Agaricomycetes; Boletales; Coniophoraceae
Exons: 3
Coding region: 137-706 (189 amino acids)
Source: RefSeq, a predicted model, not a curated record
CCUGAGAUAUGCCCCAACAUAGUACUCACCCGCAGGAUGUCCAGAAUCUAUCUGGCGGCCUGCACGAACCUUCAAAUGGUUUUGCAGCGCCCUUGCGACUCUCAGCUUUGCCAUUGUCGCCACCAUUCCCCCCACUAUGUGUUCAGCUCUUGGGGCCAUCAAGUUUCGACGCUUCGACUCGGUUUCACCCGACAUACCACAGCUCAAAACCGACCCCAGGUCCACAUGCAUCCGCAAGACUGCCGAUAAACUCCGGUGGGAUCCCAACCUGGAGAUGGGUGUCUAUCAAGGCCUAACUGCCGAGGAGCAGGCAGUGGUCAUGGAGGACCGCUUUGAGUGGGGCGAUGAAGAAAGCUCUUCAGAGCCGGAGCGUGAGGAACCACUGGAGUCUUACAUAUGGAGGAUUCCCCUGAGACGUAACAACAAGAAGACCCGCCAAAUCCCCGUGUCGACUGCAGUGGAUCCAUCCCAGAGUCAAGCCUCUGACGCAGGCGGUCUGGUCGCCAGUUUCCCGCAGAAUAAUCCCUCGGGCUUGGAGGAAACUCAGACUCAGUACUCACAGGAGAGUCAAGCCUCUGAUGCAGGCGGUCUGGUUGUCAGUUCCCCGCAGAAUAAUCCCUCAGGCUUGGAAGAAACUCAGACUCAGUACUCACAGUCGCUGCCCACUGAAGUCAAGGAUUUUCUUGCUAUUUUUGAGAAGCAUUGA